UCCACUGGCACUUCCUCCUGAUCUUCUCUUUCCUUUCCUUUUGCGGAAGAAGAAUUACUACGGCAUUGCAAUGCUGACCUCCGAUAUAAUAAUAAUAAUAAUAAUUCCCAGUUUUUCAAUAGUACCUUCCGUUACUCCCUUUAUUCUCUGCGGUUGCUGCUUAUAGCAAGUAAUUUACUCUGUUAAUUGCCCAUCACACGCCUAAAGAUUUCAUUCCUGUUAUACGUCUACAUCCUAUAUAUAUAUAUAUAUAUAUUGUGCUCUUUCUCUCUCAUAGUCGUGUGGGAGAUGGAGAGUUUACCGACGACGACGACGAAAUCGGAGAAACGAUGGAGAUCAAAGCCUAUUCAGACCUCGAAACCUUCGCUUCUCAUGGCCUUGUUUUCUUGCCUCGCUUGGCUCUAUGUCGCCGGCAGGUUAUGGCAGGAUGCAGAGAACAGAACGUUACUAGUUGGUCUUCUCAAGAAAAACACGGGCCAGAGGCCCAAGAUUCUUUCAAUUGAUGAGAAGUUGGCGGUCCUUGGAUGCAAAAAUCUGGAGAGGAGAAUUGUGGAAGUUGAGAUGGAGCUGACACUGGCGAAGAGUCAAGGGUACUUGAAGAACCAUUUGCAACAAAGUGGAUCUUCUACUUCCCAACUUCUAGCUGUUAUUGGAGUUUAUACUGGAUUUGGCAGUCGAUUGAAGAGAAAUGUGUUCAGAGGAUCUUGGAUGCCUAGAGGUGAAGCCCUAAGAAAACUUGAAGAGAGAGGAGUAGUCAUCCGCUUUGUAAUCGGUCGGAGUGCUAACCGCGGCGAUAGUUUAGAUCGCAAUAUCGAUGAGGAAAAUCGUUCAACAAAAGAUUUUUUUAUUCUUGAAGAUCAUGAGGAGGCUCAGGAAGAGUUGCCCAAGAAAGCGAAGUUCUUCUUCAGCACAGCGGUCCAAAAUUGGAAUGCGGGAUUUUAUGUUAAAGUUGAUGACAACAUCGACCUUGAUCUUGAUGGGCUAAUUGGACUUCUUGAACAUCGUCGUGGUCAAAAUAGCUCUUAUAUUGGCUGCAUGAAGUCAGGAGAUGUUGUAGCUGAUGAAGGAAAGCCUUGGUAUGAACCUGAAUGGUGGAAAUUUGGUGACGAGAAAUCGUACUUCCGGCAUGCAUCCGGAUCACUUUUGAUUCUCUCCAAGAAUUUGGCUCAGUAUGUCUACGUAAACAGUGCUUCUUUGAAGACUUAUGCACACGAUGAUAUAUCAGUAGGUUCAUGGAUGAUGGGUCUCCAAACAACAUAUAUAGAUGACAAUCGUUUUUGCUGUAGUAGCAUUAGACAAGACAAGGUGUGCUCUCUAGCCUAAUCAAGAAAAUACAGAUAGCUUAUCAGAGGGACUUCCCAACUUUGUCUUGGUUAUUGAUCUGGAUCGUGAGCGGUUUUUGCGUCAUAUUUCAUCGGAGCAUCAUCUACACGGCAUUGUGUUGAUUUGUGGGAAUGAGCUGGGCAAAAUUUGCUACAUUUUUAGUCACAUUCAGAUAUUGGCAGAAGAUUCUUUUUAGGAUACAUACAUAGUUUGAUCCAUUCUCAAGAUCAUUUCCCCCCUCUCUAGUCAUCACGAUUGUUAUCUGAAACGUUGGAAGAGUUGAAAGAAAAUAAUCUUUAUUUGAUCAAUUUCUUUAUCGAGUAAAAAAGUUUGUGGAGCUUCUUUAA
Morus notabilis is the source of this 1670-nucleotide messenger RNA. RefSeq names its product hydroxyproline O-galactosyltransferase HPGT3. The record is from RefSeq and is a predicted model, not a curated record. Lineage: Eukaryota; Viridiplantae; Streptophyta; Magnoliopsida; Rosales; Moraceae. Bases 289 to 1323 code for a protein of 344 amino acids. Gene Ontology annotation, cellular component: Golgi membrane. Gene Ontology annotation, molecular function: hexosyltransferase activity. The transcript is spliced from 12 exons.